UUAGAGGGAUCGGACAGCUUCCAAGGAGAAACAAGAAGAACAGAUAGAUGACCAGUCAUAUUCUUAUUUAAAUAUUUAUUUCAAUCGUAAAUUCGACGAGCCUUGUAUCAAAUGCAGUCGUUUCUUUACAUUUGAUACAUAUGAUGAAGUGAUGCUCAUCGAGGAUCAUUCAUUUUUUGCACCGGAAAAUAAAACUCUCAGAACAUUGUACGAGCAGGGAGAAAAGUUACACUUAAUAGGGCAAAACUAUAACAAGACUGUACAACAUGGCUGUAUUCGAAAAGUAUUUCUACCACUUCAUGAUCCAUUCUGCACAUUGCUUAUACCAGUCCUUACCAAUCUUAUUCAAUGUUCUUGUUUUCAGAGUCCACUUCUACAACAGCCAUGUGACGCUGAUUUUGGAACGAAAGUACGCAAAGAAGGACCGAAAAUAGCUAUUGGUAUUACAUUGAUUUUUGUUAUUACAUGUCUUUUAUUUGUAUUGUGA
Loa loa (African eye worm) is the source of this 487-nucleotide messenger RNA. RefSeq lists its product as hypothetical. NCBI's taxonomy places the organism in Eukaryota, Metazoa, Nematoda, Chromadorea, Rhabditida, Onchocercidae. The transcript has 3 exons. Bases 152 to 487 code for a protein of 111 amino acids. The record is from RefSeq and is a predicted model, not a curated record.